This is a messenger RNA of Suillus paluster, 597 nucleotides long. RefSeq lists its product as uncharacterized. NCBI's taxonomy places the organism in Eukaryota, Fungi, Basidiomycota, Agaricomycetes, Boletales, Suillaceae. The transcript is spliced from 2 exons. Bases 1 to 597 code for a protein of 198 amino acids. The record is from RefSeq and is a predicted model, not a curated record.
AUGGCGGUUGAGGUCGUCGUUGUCAUUGAAACUGUGGCGACAACUCUAAUCGCUCCUCUUGCUAGUAAGUCUCAUGCUAGACGACUUCCCCUGUCGUGGCCCUCUUAUUCACCUGCCUCUUGCUUCGCAGAGGAACUAGCUAUUAAGAAAGAGGCCUACACUUUCACUGCCCAGGUCAAAGCAGACCAUGAAAAGGAGUUCUCCAGCUGGACCCAGUGCAACCAUCACCUCACGCUAGACAAUCGGGGCCAACAGCAUGUCAGAAACCUCCAACCUCAUACCCCUGCAACUAGGCAACCUGCUCCUAUCCCCAGGACAGCUUCUCAGAUCAUCGCGGAUGCCAUCAAAACCCCCGUCAACGAUCCUAUCCCCGUCCCUCCUGAUAUCACUCCGACCAUAGAUUCUGGUCCUGAUGUCCUCAACAUCAUUGUGAGAUCUGAAGAGCUUGAUAGAAGUAAUAGCACCCACCUCCAUGGUGUUGCUAAUGAGGAUUUCUUCGGUAGAUCACUUAUUGCUGGCCUUGUUCUAAUGAACCUCCUGACGAUAAUUCCCUUGCUAGCCACCAUGAACUCGAUGGGCAUUACCUCAACUAGCUAG